This is a messenger RNA of Helianthus annuus (common sunflower), 1059 nucleotides long. RefSeq lists its product as uncharacterized. Bases 1 to 1059 code for a protein of 352 amino acids. The record is from RefSeq and is a predicted model, not a curated record. Gene Ontology annotation, molecular function: nucleic acid binding; zinc ion binding. Lineage: Eukaryota; Viridiplantae; Streptophyta; Magnoliopsida; Asterales; Asteraceae. The transcript has a single exon.
AUGACGACAACAAACGCAGGAAUACAAACCCAAAUUCCAAAAUUACUAGGGCAAAACUAUUAUCACUGGCAUAUUCAAAUGAAAGUUUUGUUAGAAUCACAAGAUUUAUGGUCAAUUAUGGAAGAAGGAUACAAUCAACUUGCAUCUGGGGCUUCAGAAAGUGAUCACAACGCGCAUAAAGAAAGGGUUAAGAGAGACAAGAAGGCGUUACACAUCAUUUUUCAAGCAGUGAAUGAAACCGUCUUUGAAAGAAUCGCUACAUGUACAACAUCUAAGGAAGCAUGGAAUGUUCUUCACAAGGCUUAUAGAGGCGAACAGAGAGUAAAAAUGGUAAAACUCCAAACCCUAAGAUGUGAAUUCGAUUCAUUACGAAUGAAAGAAACAAAGUCAAUAGAAGAUUUUAUUAAUCGAACAACUGUUAUAGUAAAUCAAUUACGUAUGAACGAAGAAAACAUAACCAAACAGAGAAUAGUAGAAAAAAUUCUUAGAACACAUACAAGAAAAUACGAGUCAGUGGUUGUUGCCAUCGAGGAAUCCAAGGAUCUGAAUCUCAUGUCUACUGAAGAAUUACUCGGUAUUCUUCAGUCACAUGAAUUGAGAUUGAAACAAUAUGAUGAUAUAUCGAUGGAAAAAGCAUUCCAAGUACAGGGAAAUUAUUCUGAUCAUUCAAGACAAUAUCGAUCAGAUAACUCAGGCCGAGGACGCGGUAGAGGAAGAGGGAGAUCUUACAGUCAAAUAAGAUGUUAUAAUUGCCAAAAAUUGGGACAUACCGCUCGUUUCUAUCAAAAGAAAGACGAGAAUGAAAGAACAUGGAAUGCACUUAUGCAUGAGGAAGAAACAAAUGAGAAGUAUGAAGACACAAUGUUCAUGAUAUUCAACGUAGAAGAAGUGACUAAGAAUGAUUGCUGGUAUUUAGACAGUGGGUGUAGCAAUCACAUGACUGGAGAUAAAAGUUUGUUCAUUACACUUAAUGAAUCUGAGAGAAAAGAAGUUAGAACAGGGGAUGACAAAAAGCUUGAAGUGCUAGGGUGUGGUGAUGUUGCCAUAAAAGUUAAGUGA